Molecule: messenger RNA, 5348 nt
Organism: Monopterus albus (swamp eel)
Lineage: Eukaryota; Metazoa; Chordata; Actinopteri; Synbranchiformes; Synbranchidae
Gene: eppk1
Product: epiplakin 1
Exons: 3
Coding region: 345-5348 (1667 amino acids)
Biological process (GO): intermediate filament bundle assembly; wound healing
Cellular component (GO): cell junction; membrane; cytoskeleton
Molecular function (GO): structural molecule activity; keratin filament binding
Source: RefSeq, a predicted model, not a curated record
UCCUGAGCUAAGGGCAAAGAGAUGUCCAAUCCAUCACAGCCUGAGGAGAGGAGGCUGUUCCUCAGGAAGGGAGGGACUUAGCAGUUGGACUUGCUUCAUAUAUGACCAGUGAGCAGAGAGGCCUAUCCCUGAGAUACUGGGAGGAUUUCAACUGGCCUUGUCUCUCAUACCAGCUGGGUUCGACUACUAAUCAGCACAGAUUUGGAACUUUGUGCAUUCCAGAGACCUCAGGGGCAGUGUUUCAAAGCCCUGGGGCUUUGGUUGUAAAAGCCUAGGAACCUGGAAUUUGGAACUUCCAGGAGCAUCUGAGGCUCAUAAAGAAACCAAAAGUUCCUUAGGCCAAGAUGGCUAAUCAAGACAUGAAACAAAAUGGCUACACACAAGUCCACGGACCUGUGGCUGGCAUUUUUCUGGAGAAGACAAAGGAGAAGAUGACCAUAUAUCAAGCCAUGAAAAAACGUCUGCUUAAGCCAGGAACAGCAUUAGCCCUGCUUGAAGCACAGGCUGCCACAGUGGGAAUUGUAGACCCAAUAAACAACAGAAUACUUCCUGUUGCAGAUGCAGUUAAAGAGGGAAUAGUCGGACCAGAAAUGAAGGAGAAACUCUUCAUAGCAGAGAAAGCCAUCAGUGGUUAUGUAGACCCAUACACCAACCAAAUAAUAUCUUUAUUCCAAGCUAUGCAAAAAGAUUUAGUACCAAGAGAUUAUGGCCUGAGGCUGCUGGAAGCACAGAUAGCCACAAAAGGGUUGUUUGAUCCCAUUGAGAAGACACAUAUUUCCGUUGAAUCAGCAAUUCAAAAGGGAUACUAUGAGAAAGGUCUGCUUAAUGACCAGAUGUCAGAGCUCAAAGUGUUCUACAAUCCAAGCUCACAAGAAAAUCUUAACUACCAAAACUUCCUAGAGAAAUGCACGGUGGAGCCUGACACAGGCCUUUUGCUCCUUUCUGUUUGUAUCACCUUCAAAGGUCUGCGAAGAGGCAUUUCCUCCACUGAACUUUUUGCAUCAAAGAUCAUUAACAAAGAAACAUUUGAUGACCUACAGAAGGGGAAGACCACAACACAGGAUGUGAUGUUGAUGGAAACAGUGAAAGAUUACCUGGAAGGCAAAGGCAGUAUUGCAGGUAUUGCUGUACUAUCAUCGAAUCAGAGAAUGAGCAUUUAUCAAGCCAUGAAACAAGGCAUACUGAUGCCUGGAACAGCACUAGUCUUACUGGAGGCACAAGCUGCAACUGGAUUCAUGAUUGAUCCUGUAGAAAAUAAAAGGUUCACUGUGGAUGAGGCCAUCAAAAACAAACUUGUUGGCCCAGAAUACCAUGCAAAGCUAAGCUCUGCUGAGAGAGCAGUAACUGGAUACAAAGACCCAUACACAGGUGAAACUAUAUCCCUGUUUCAAGCACUGUCUAAAGACCUGAUCAUUAAGGAACACGGGAUCCGUCUACUUGAGGCGCAGAUUGCUACAGGUGGAAUAAUUGACCCAAUCAACAGUCACAGGCUUCCCACAGAAAUAGCCUUCAAGAGAGGUUAUUUUAAUGAAGAAAUGAACGCCAUCCUAGAAGAUUCAGGGGAUGACACAAAAGGGUUUUUUGACCCAAAUUCAGAAGAUAAUCUAACCUAUCUUCAGCUGAUGGAAAGGUGUGUCAUUGAUCCUGUCACUGGACUGUGUCUCCUCCCUCUCCUUGAUAAGUCACAUGGUCUAAAUUUCAACUUCAUUGACUAUCAAACCAAAAUGGCCCUCAAAAAGCAGAAAGUGAAAGUGACAUGUGGCAAGUACAUGGGAAUGACAGUCUCUCUGUGGGAACUGCUGAUGUCAGAAUAUUUUGAUGCACAGCAGAGGCAAGACAUAAUUCAAAAGUAUAAAGAAGGGAUGCUUACUAUCGAGAUGAUCAUUACAACAGUAAUGGAAGUCAUAGAAAAGUCUGUGAAAAUGACUAAAAUAGUCAUUGAAGGCAUCAGAGAAACAGUCACACCUCGCCAGCUUGUGGAGGCAGACAUCAUUACAGAAAAUGUCCUGGAGGAUCUCAACAAGGGGAAAAAGUCAGUAAAGGAUGUAAUAGAAGAUGAAAAUGUAAAUGUGUACCUCAAGGGGAGAGACAGCAUUGCAGGUAUUCUGCUUCCUGAUUCUCAAAUCAUGACCAUCUACCAGGCCAGACAGAAGCGACUGCUCAUGCCAGGAACUGCUCUGAUUCUACUUGAAGCACAGGCAGCAACAGGAUUCAUUAUUGAUCCUAUUGGAAACAGAAAGUUUUCUGUGGACGAUGCUGUUAAAGCAAAAAUUGUGGGGCCUGAUGUCUGUCAAAAGUUACGCUCAGCAGAGAAAGCAGUCACUGGCUACAUGAAUCCAUAUGAUGGCAAAACAAUAUCUUUGUUUCAAGCCAUGCAAAAAGAUCUUAUAGUAAAAGACCAUGGAAUUCGGCUCCUGGAGGCACAAAUUGCCACUGGUGGGAUCAUUGACCCAGUGAAUAGCCAUCGCAUUCCUGUUCAUGUGGCCUACAAGAGGGGGUUCUUCAGUGAGGAAAUGAAUCAGAUCCUCAGUGACCCAAGUGAUGACACCAAAGGAUUCUUUGACCCCAACACCCAUGAGAACCUGACAUACUUGCAGCUCAUAGCCAGAUGUGUAACAGAUCCCAGUACAGGUCUGUGCCUCUUACCACUCAAAAGCAGAAGUCACAAAAUCGACAUAGAUGAUAAUCUUCGUGAAACAUUCAAAAGGACAACCGUCACUGUAAAGUAUGGCAGGUUCAGGGACAAGCACACAACACUGUGGGAUCUUAUCAAUUCAGAAUAUCUCUCUGAGGACAAAAGACAGGAAUAUUUCAAGCUCUUCAAGUCAAAAAAAAUCACAACUGAGCAUCUCAUUGUCACCAUUCUAGAGAUCAUUGAGAGUAAGGAGUUAAAACUGCUGGCAGAUCUAAAGUUUAAAACUCUCAGAGGAGAGGUCUCUGUUGUGGAUCUUUAUGAGCUUGGAAUUGUGAAUGAAAAAACAUACCACAGCUUGAUCAGUGGAAAGAUGACAACUACUGAUGUGAUGAAAAUGGACAGCGUGAGAGCCUACCUGCAAGGCAAAGGAUGUGUAGCUGGGGUGAUACUGCAACCCUCCAAUCAGAAGCUAAGCAUCUAUGAGGCACAAAAAAAUGGUAUUCUUGCACCUGGGACUGCCCUCAGCCUCCUUGAAGCACAAGCAGCCACAGGGUUUAUUGUUGAACCUUUGAAAAACAAAAAACUUACAGUGGAACAAGCCCUCAGAGAAAAAAUAAUUAAUCCACAGAUGUAUGAAGCACUUUUGACUGCAGAGAGGGCCAUCACUGGUUACACAGAUCCAUACACUGGUCAAAAGAUCUCACUUUUCCAAGCCAUGAAAAAAGAACUAAUUGUCAAGCAGCAUGGCAUCCAUUUACUUGAAGCUCAGAUUGCUACAGGUGGUGUGAUUGAUCCCCAAACAUGUCUUCACUUACCUCUUGAGGCUGCAUACAGGAAAGGAUAUUUUGAUGCAGAACUUAACAAGAUCCUAUCAGACCCAACUGAUGACACAAAAGGCUUUUUUGACCCAAACACACAAGACAGUCUGACAUACAUGGGGAUGUUGGGCAGAUGUUUAAAAGACAAGGAAACAGGACUGUUUUUUCUGCCACUGAAAGAAACAUCAAAAGUUACUGGAGCAAAGGAAAACAUGUAUACUGACACAGAGAUAAAGAAUGAGUUUGACAAAAUAGCUGUGAGUGUAUCAGUAGGACGCUACUCAGGAAAAUCAGUCUCCCUAUGGGACUUGAUUCACUCUGGUUAUUUCACUGAGGAUCAGCAGCUUGGAUUCAUUGAAAAAUACAGAACAAAGCAGAUUACCAUACAAACCAUAACCUCAGAAGUGAUUUCUACCAUUGAAAAGCUGGAAACUCCCCAAAUGACAAUGGGUCUGAGAAACCCUGUCUCUGCGCAAGAACUUCUAGAUUCAGACAUCAUUGAUGCAAAUACAUUCAAACAAGUAAAAGAAGGAAAACUCACCUUUGAAGCAGUAACCCAAUAUAAAUCUGUGACAGGGUACCUAAAGGGGACUGGAAGCAUUGCUGGAAUUCAGAUUUCUCCAUCACAGAAGGUAAUGAGCAUUUAUGAAGCAAAAAAGGAAAAUCUGUUGACGCCUGGCAAUGCACUUCUACUGCUUCAAGCACAAGCUGCAACAGGAUGGGUCAUUGAUCCUCUCAAAAACAAGUUCUAUACUGUUGAUGAGGCAGCAAGAGAAAAAGUAAUUGGACCAGAUGUACAUGAACAACUUCUUUCAGCUGAACGAGCUGUCACUGGCUAUAAAAAUCCAUACACAGAUGCAACAAUAUCUCUGUUUGAAGCCAUGAAUGAACAGCUGGUUCAAAGAAGAGAUGGCAUUCAUCUUCUUGAAGCACAAAUAGCAACUGGAGGAAUCAUUGACCCGAAUCAGAGUCACAGAGUACCUAUUCAUACUGCCAUUAAAAGGGGAUAUCUGGAUGAGGAAAUGAGCAGAAUUCUGUUAAACACCACUGAAGAAGCAAAAGGAUACUUUGACCCAAAUACCAAAGAAAACCUCUCUUAUCAUCAGCUGAUUAAGCGAUGUGAAAAAGAUCCUAAAACUGGACUACUUCUUCUACCCGUGUAUAAAGAGGAAUCCCAUUUACUUCACACAGAUGAGCAAAUACAGCUGGCAUUCAAGAACAAAAUUAUUACCAUAAAUGCAGGGAAAUUUAAAAACAAAGAAGUAACCUUGUGGGAAGUGUUGCUCUCUGAAUACAUAUCAGAACAGAAAAGGGAGCAACUCAUACAACAAUACAAGUCCAGAAAGAUGAAAAUAGAGGACAUUAUUGAAAUACUCACAGUAAUAAUUACAGAGGUGUCAUCCAAAGAAAGAAAGUUCAAAGGACUAAGAAAACAGGUCUCAGCCAGUGAGUUAUAUGAGUCAAAAAUUAUAUCAAAACAGUUGUUCACACAGAUUAUUCAAGGGGAGGUAACUGAGGAGAAUGUCAACAAAAUGGAAUCAAUUCAAAAGUACCUUGGAGCUACAAACUGCAUAGCAGGUGUCAGAGUUGAAUCGACAAAAAAAGUGAUGAGUAUCUGCGAGGCCAGAAACAGUGGCCUGCUGACUCCUGGUACUUCUCUGGUUCUGCUGGAGGCCCAAGCUGCCACUGGCUUUGUCAUUGACCCAGUGAACAACAAGAAACUUUCAGUAGAAGAAGCUGUGGCUCAAAGAGUGGUGGGCAAUGAGUGGAAAAGCAAACUGCUUGUACACUGGAGACACCAUUUCAUUGUUCCAAGCACUAAAAAAAGAUCUCAUUGUCAAAUAUCAUGGAAUUCGCCUCCUAGAAGCACAAAUUGCCACAGGAGGCAUAAUUGA